Messenger RNA from Daldinia decipiens, 744 nucleotides. RefSeq names its product Pyruvate/Phosphoenolpyruvate kinase-like domain-containing protein. The coding region runs from base 1 to 744 and encodes 247 amino acids. Gene Ontology annotation, cellular component: cytoplasm. The record is from RefSeq and is a predicted model, not a curated record. Gene Ontology annotation, molecular function: aldehyde-lyase activity. The transcript has 5 exons. Lineage: Eukaryota; Fungi; Ascomycota; Sordariomycetes; Xylariales; Hypoxylaceae.
AUGAAAGUUUCUCCUAACCCCAACCUUCGGCUAAGAAACAUACUCGAACAAGAAGAUGUGGCUAUUGCAACAUUUAUAACUCUCAAAGGAGCGGUGGUAAUCGAUUGCGAGCAUGGUAAUAUCGACGAUUCUAAUAUGCACGACAUGGUUGCUGCCGUCUCUGGGUCUGGCGUCUCACCCGUCGUCCGCAUACCAAGUCUAGAUGGGACAUUUAUGAAGAGAGCUCUGGAGACUGGAGCCCACGGUAUCAUGGUACCUAUGGUCAACACGGCUAAGGAGGCCGAGUUAGUUGUAAAACUAGCCAAGUUUCCUCCAAUUGGCAUACGGGGCCACGGUUCUUCUUUUGCUUGCCUGGAGCACGGGUUGAAGACGCCUUCGGAAUACAUUGCGAAGGCUAAUCAAAAUACCAUUACGAUGAUCCAGAUCGAGACAGCUUCGGCUGUGGAAAAUGUUGACGAAAUUGCUCGGGUAGAAGGCAUUGAUAUCUUGUUCAUCGGGCCAAAUGAUCUUUCCCUCUCCCUCCUUGGAUACACGCCUGCGAAUUUUACGGAUACCGCCUUACUCGAGGCCAUCAAUAAUGUCGUCGCGAGUGCGAAGAGAUAUGGGAAGAAAGUUGGUAUACUGUCAAUGGAUGGAGAGGCAGCUAAAAAGGCGAAGGAAAUGUUUGAUCUGAUUGUUAUAAGUACGGAUGUGAGGUCCUUGCAGGCAUGGUAUGGGAAAGAAUUGAACAUUGCUCGAUCUUAG